Messenger RNA from Drosophila albomicans, 1626 nucleotides. RefSeq lists its product as uncharacterized. Lineage: Eukaryota; Metazoa; Arthropoda; Insecta; Diptera; Drosophilidae. The record is from RefSeq and is a predicted model, not a curated record. The transcript is spliced from 3 exons. The coding region runs from base 1 to 1626 and encodes 541 amino acids.
AUGAGUGAGAGCAAAGCUAAUGUGACCGAUGAGCACAUGUUGUUCAUGUCGUAUCUGGAGAAUAACUACAAGUUGCCAUCGGGACUCAAGAAUGACACUAUCUAUUGCCAGCGUGCAAUACGCGACUUUCUCAUGGUGCACACGUUGGUCUCUGAUGUGUUCAAGGCGCAGGGGGAUGCGGAUUACAUCGAAAUGCAACGCAUAUUGGAUGAAUUGGAGCAGGAGAUCUAUGAGGUCAACGCGGAGCAGACCUAUUUGAUGCUGCAAAUCGAAGAGGACUUGGACAAUUUCUACAAGUGGCUGCAGAAACUGGAUGUCGCGAUCGUUCCCGAUCUGGCCAACACAUUCAUCGCCAGCCAGAUAGUGCCUUUGAUUGCCGAUGCCAGCUACAUAAUCGCACCGCACUCGGUGAAGAUGCGCGACGAUCCGGAGACCCUCAUUCGCAGAUACUUUCUCAUUUUGGCAGACGAUGCUGCUGAGACUGCUGGCGAUGAACGAGACGACGUCGAGAUCAAUCCAGAUCAACCAUUGUCGCUGGAGAAAUCAUUUACAGAGGACCAGUUGUCACUUACUACUGACUCAGAGAUUAUUGAAAUGCCAGCCGAUGCUCAAGAGCUGCUGGAGAUGUUUCUUGCCCAGGACGAGCUGCAGUUGUCCACUGUGAGCUCUGAGAGCGUGCCACAGCCAAAGAAGGAGGAGGACAAAGAGGAGCAGGCUAUACAGCUGCCAACAGGAAAUGCAAAAGUUCCAAGUGUUGAAGAAGCUGCCACGACAGCUUCAAUUACUGCAGCAGCUUUAGAAGUUGCACCAACUGCAGAUGGAGCAGUUUCAAAUUUUGAGAUAGAUACAGCACUUCCAAUUGUUGCACCAACUCCCAUUGCUGCCUCACCGCCAAUUCAUGCAGCAACUCUAGAUGUUGCACCAACUGCAGAUGAAGCAGUUUCAAAUCUUGAGGAAGAUGCAGCACUUCCAAUUGUUGCACCGACUCCCAUUGCUGCCUCAUCUCCAAUUCAUGCAGCAACUCUAGAUGUUGCACCAACUGCAGAUGAAGCAGUUUCAAAUCUUGAGGAAGAUGCAGCACUUCCAAUUGUUGCACCAACUCCCAUUGCUGCCUCAUCUCCAAUUCAUGCAGCAGCUCCAAAUAUUAAAGUAGCUGCCAUAGCUCCAAUUCUUGCCCCAGUUCCAAGUGUUGCAGCAGCUUCGGUUCUUGAAUCAUCUACAGAUGCAGAUGUUGAAGAAGCGGCUGCAGCUCCAAUUGUUGCUCCAAUUCUUGCAGCUGCUCUAGGCGUUGCAUCAAAUGCACGUGCCGCAGUUCCAAGUAUUGAGAAAGAUGCCAAACUUCCAAUUGCCGCAGCAGUUCCACGUGUUGCACCAAAGGAGACGACGCGCAAGAAACGCAAUAGGAAGACAGCAGGCAAGAAAGCUGCGAAGGCGCCACCGACUGUGGCACGAAAGAAGCGUGCCACAAAGUCCAAGGCAACUGCCGGUGGAACAACGUCGAACAAGGACUCUUCAAUUAACGGACAGGAGAGUUUCCUUAAACUAUUCGAACUUUGCACUCACGAUGUGGUCAGGAAGUUUUACCAACGUCAUUCGAAGCGCACUCGACGCCUUAUUAUUAAGUAA